Molecule: messenger RNA, 756 nt
Organism: Prunus armeniaca (apricot)
Lineage: Eukaryota; Viridiplantae; Streptophyta; Magnoliopsida; Rosales; Rosaceae
Source: the annotation of a GenBank genome assembly
AUGAGUGGUACUGGAACCAUGUCCAAUAACCCUAAUGACUGGCUCCAAUUCUACAACCAAACCUUGUCUUCUUCUCAAGGUCAGGUGUCUCAUGGCCACAUUUCUUCAGGUAUUAAUACUUCAACUUUUUUUGGUCAUGACCAAGUCUCUGAAGCCACUGUGGUCACCACAACUCCAUCCGCUGCCGCCACAACAAGUGCCGUUGGCUCCUCCAAUCCGGGUUCCAGCACCAACAGUUUGAGCCCGGAUCAAGGGCGGGUUUCGAAACCCGCCCGAAAGAGAUCUAGAGCCUCGAGACGGACCCCCACCACGCUGCUCAACACGGACACUACGAACUUCCGUGCCAUGGUGCAGCAGUUCACCGGGGGCCCUAACACGGCGUCGUUUCCCUCAGGUGGGUCCAGUUUUAGUUUCGGGCUGGCCCCGCCUAGGCCACAGGGCUUUAUGGUGUCUCCGGGGUAUCAUCCUCUACAGCCUCAGCAGCAGCAGCAACAUCAUCAUCAGUACCAGCAACAACAACACCGUCAGAACCAGCAAUACUUGGUUGGUGCAGGAGUUGGGGAUGGGUUUCUCCAGAGAUUGAGCUCAUCAUCAAGAGGAGGACCCACAAACAUGGGAUUUGGGGGUUCGUCUGAUCAUGUUGCUGAUCAUCAUGAGUUUUUGAGGGAGGGUAUGUCGUCGUCCCAAGUGCCGUCUGCGGCCAGGCCCGGCUCUAACGCUGCCAAUGAGAACAGGAGUGGCAGUUUCAUGUUUUGA